UCCGCACCCCGCCUCGACCCCUGCCCACCUCCCCUCGAAAGAGAUGGGACAACCGGAGUCCCGGAGCGGAUGCUGGGAGACCCUGGCCAGUCCCGGGCGCCCCGCGGCCGAGAGCAGGAACCGGACCCCGGUCCCGGGGUGACGACGAGGGGAGCUGUCCAGCCCCGCAGGGUGCGCUGGAAGGAAGGGUGGGCCGUCGCCGGCGGGGCGGGGGGAGCGGCAGGCGCCAGGGCCGGGGGAGGCAGCGACUCCCCCUCCAGCCCGCCGGCCCUGGCGUCGCCCCCGCCCCCCACGUGGCCGCCGCUGUCCCUGCCCCUGCGAGGAAGCGGCGCGGCUUCCUGCGACUGGGGCCGGGGAUAUAGGCGCCCCCGCCCGGGCCCGGCGCAGCGCCGCCGCCCCUCCCCGCCUGCUCGCCGCGCGAUGGCCUCGCUCCGGGCAGGGAGUGCCGCCGGCGGCCCGCGGACCCCGGCGACCCGCGCGGGGCGACCCGCAGCCUUCAGCCUCCUCCUCCUGCUGGGGGCCACCCUGAAGCCCCAGGAGUCGGCGGCUCAGCUUCUCACCACCGCAGGCAGCUUGGAGGCAGUGCCCACAGAGAGAAUGGUGAUGUACUACGAUGAGAGCAUUUUAUUUUGCUGGGAAGACUAUCGGCUUAUUAUGGACCAUAUCAAAGAAGACUGGUGCGACUGGGCCAUCAUUAGCAGGCCUUAUAGCGACCUGCAGGAGUGCUUGGAAAGGGAAGCAGAACACUUUGACCUGGGCUUCCCCAACCCCUGGGCGGAACAGAUCAUCUUUAAGACGCACCAGACCCACUUUGCCAACUGCACCCUUCAGACCGCCUUCUCAGACCCCCCAGAGGAUGUGCUCCUGGCCAUGAUCAUAGCCCCCAUCUGCCUCAUCCCGUUCCUGGUCACCCUGGUGGUGUGGAAGAGUAAAGACAGCGAAGCCCGGUCCUAAGGUGGCAGGAGUUUCUCAGCAGCCACCCCUCCCUUCCCUGCCACCGCCAGGUCUCCCUCCCUGUCUCCCUGCCCCCUCCCCUCACUGCACACGGAGCCCGAGAUGGGUGGAACGGAGCUGGGUGGGGUCAUGGCACAAGUUCUGUAAUUUUCAAAAUAAAAGGAUUCUUUUGUACACCGUC
Molecule: messenger RNA, 1135 nt
Organism: Eptesicus fuscus (big brown bat)
Lineage: Eukaryota; Metazoa; Chordata; Mammalia; Chiroptera; Vespertilionidae
Gene: RAMP2
Product: receptor activity modifying protein 2
Exons: 4
Coding region: 70-954 (294 amino acids)
Biological process (GO): cellular response to hormone stimulus; angiogenesis; calcium ion transport
Cellular component (GO): cell surface; membrane; signaling receptor complex
Molecular function (GO): coreceptor activity
Source: RefSeq, a predicted model, not a curated record